CACUUCAGAAGAAAAAUGAGCCAUGAGCAAUUACUAGCACACAGAGAUGGAACUGGGACAGAUGAUGAAGUAACCCAUCCGGUAGAGGGUUCACCGAAGCAAGAUUCUCUGUUAAUGAACAGUAUGGAGUCUGGGAGUCCAGCCACUGACAGCUCUGGGAAACGUAUGCGGUCUGAGAGUGAUGAGUAUGAGAGCGAUGACUCUGCUGAACUGGUCUCGGACAAAGCUCCUGGUCCAUCACCUCCAGAUCCAUUACUAAUAGAGAACUUUGACGAGCACUUGCCUCCCACUGUAUCCUUGCUACAGAAUCCGAAAGGAGCCAAGGUCUACCUUGUUGGCACUGCUCACUUCAGUGUCGAAAGUCAAGAUGAUGUCUCAAUGGUUAUCCGCAAUGUUCGCCCACACAUAGUGAUGGUGGAGCUCUGCCGAAACCGAGCUAGUAUUCUACAGAUGGAUGAAGAAACAAUAGAGAGAGAAGCAAAAAAUAUAACCUUUGAGAAGAUCAUGGCCACAAUCAAGGAGAAUGGGGUGUUCCAGGGAUUGAUGUACACUCUGUUCCUAAACCUGUCAGCCCAGCUGACGAGGGAGCUUGGAAUGGCACCAGGUGGCGAGUUUCGCAGAGCUCUCGCUGAGGUAAGAAUGUUGCAGAACUGUGUGAUUCACUUUGGUGACCGACCGAUCCAUGUGACUUUGAAGAGGGCUUUGACAGUGCUCAGCUGGUGGAAUAGUAUUCGACUCAUCUGGUGCCUCACUUUUUCCAACAAAUAUCCUACUAAGGAAGAAGUGGAACAGUGUAAACAGAAGGACUUGCUGGAACAGAUGCUGAAGGAGAUGUCGGGAAAGUUUCCCGAACUAGGUAGAGUGUUUGUGGAGGAGAGAGACACUUACCUAACUUACUCUCUGCAGCUGGCCUCGUGCCAUCAGCCUCGCAGGAUGGGACCUGGAGCAACUGAACCAACCAGGGUGGUGGGCAUUGUGGGUAUGGGGCAUGUGGCAGGCAUCACUAAGCUCUGGGGAACUGUCAAGGACUCUGACAUACCUCCGAUAAUGACGAUUCCCCCACCAUCGAGAUCGGGGCAAGUGGUGAAGGCAACUAUUAAGGUGGCAGUGGCAGGUUUGGUGUUGUGGGGUGCCUACAAGUUGUUCACGCCAAAGGCAAAGGCAGUGUCGGAGGCUAUUGGUAAAGUGCCUAGAAAGUUGUCAGUACUUAUAACGGGGAUAAUUAGACAGUAAAAGACAACAACACAAAUUUUCUCAGAGUUUAACACAAUGGCCGAUAUGUACGGAAUGGAUAACUACACUCAUGUGGACCCAGCAAUAUACUACAGCGACACUAACAUACCAGGGCCGGGCGUGGAGCCAGGAUUGUGGGAAGUUUCACUAUGUGUCCAAUGCACAUGUGUGGAUGAGUGCGGUACGACCUGCGCAUGCUUGGAGGCUUCAGGAGGUCAGAACUACAUCAAUCGCCUCGUAUCGGAUGAAAAGCUAUCAGCCAGUUCACUCUUGCUGGAAUGUAACGAUCUUUGUAAGUGUUCGAUAAACUGUGGGAACCGUGUGGUACAACUCGGUCCUAGAAGAUCGCUUUCCACUUUCCUCACCAGUCUACGAGGUUAUGGCCUCAAGACUACUUCACAUGUCCAGCGAGGGAGUUUCAUCUGCGAGUAUGCAGGAGAAGUAAUCAGCCGGGAGGAGGCUAGGCGUCGAGCUCUGCAUGACGGUGUCAACUAUAUAUUUGUUUUAAAAGAACACACUUCCAAUUCUGUCUCUGAAACAAUAAUAGAUCCUACUUGUAUCGGUAAUAUCGGCCGUUACGUGAACCACUCUUGCCAACCCAAUGCUGCCGUUGUCCCUGUUUAUAUAGACUGUCCAGUUCCUAAAUUAGCGAUUUUCGCACUCUCUGAUAUUAAACCUGAUGAAGAAAUAACGUACGAUUAUGCCAGUGGAAGUGCCGAAAUUGGGACGUCUCCAUGUUUUUGUCAAACAAAAAGUUGCCGUAAUUUUCUUCCUUUCAAUAAAGAUCUUUUGUGUUAAAUCCACAUUCCACAACUAGCAUGUAUUAUAAUGUAAAUAAAUUGCAAAGUUUUAUAUUUUUACUUGUACGUCUGUAUUGUUGUUGAUGAAAUAAAAUUCUAUCUUAUUACAACUGAUAAAAA
Molecule: messenger RNA, 2153 nt
Organism: Homalodisca vitripennis (glassy-winged sharpshooter)
Lineage: Eukaryota; Metazoa; Arthropoda; Insecta; Hemiptera; Cicadellidae
Product: traB domain-containing protein
Exons: 10
Coding region: 16-1233 (405 amino acids)
Source: RefSeq, a predicted model, not a curated record